CUUUCGCACGGUACGCAAUAAGAUAAGCUGGCGCCUAAAGUAUACAUUUUUGUGAGCACAAAAGAUCGUCAAUUAUCUGUUAUUGUCAUUCCUAUUUUUAUUUUACCAAGUUACUUUUCAUCGUUGCGUCGUACGUCUCGAAACCCGUGUGGAAUGCGCUUUCGUUCACGUUGCGUAAACGUACUGCAUGAAAACUGAACAGUCAGAAUACAUCGGACAAAAGUGCGUAGAAUUAAUUAUCACUUUUGAUUAAAUGAUACAAAGAAACGUAUAAAGAGUCGGGCAAGGAGUCAUCUGCGUCAGUUGGAGGUCAAUCCAAUACGUGCCGUACGUCCAGUAAAAUGGCAGGCUCUCUGCUUUACGUCACACGCGUUUUAUUUUUAUUUCUCGUUAACUCGAUCGUCGUACAUUCUGUGCCCGCGAAUAAGUCUGUGCAGAACGUACCUGAACCUUUGAUUGAAAGUGCCUUGAACUUCUUGAACCAGUACUCCCCGACGCAUCACACGUACAAGGGCGGUAACCUGAUCAACGCGCAAGAAUUGGAUGAAUCACCGUACGUGAUAUACAGGCUCACCUUCGAUUUAACUCCUAUUUGCAAGGAAACGUUAGAACCUUGUCCCAAGGAGACGUGCACGAUUGACGUGAAGAAACAUGAACUGGGAGACAUACACGUUCUGAGAGAAUCCACUGUGUGCAUGUAUCUGAUGCAGGAUGAUAUACUGCAGGAGAACACUCAGAAUCAGGAUCAAGUCGUCGACAAUGUUGAAAAGCAAAUCAUUGCUAAUCAGACUACUGUACCCGACGGUGAGACUCAGAAUAAUGAUCAUAACGAGAGUCCGUUUAUAGCCAAUAGGAUCUCCGAUCCCAAUUAUUGUCCCGGAUGUCCGUACGAACUAAAUCCAAACUUACCCGGGCUAGCUGUUUUUGGGGAACAAGCUGCAAGAUCAAUGGAUGAAUCGAUACGUAAUGAUUUCAAGCACAAAGUGGUCGAGAUCGUUCAAGUACACCGUGCUGUCCCACCUUCGUCUAACGUUGUACAGUAUCAAAUUUUGUUACGCUUAGGAGAAUCUGAUUGCCUGAAAAAUGCAGUAGAUCAGCCAGAGUGUUCAUUACUAGAGAAUCAUCCUAUCAAGUUGUGCUUGGUAACGUUCGAAGAACAACCCUGGCAACAGUCUACUCGUAGAAUAACGAGGAACAAUUGUACUACGAAUGACAAUGCAGAGAUUAACAUUGAGAGAAAAGAGAACGUUGAUUCUUAUUCGGGAUUAGCCAGUCAAUCGCUUGUGACACCGGGACCCAAGAGAGAAGAAACGAAUCGUGAAAAAUCGGAAGCUUUGGAAAAUUUGAGAGAUUCGCUGGACGACUAUACCACUGCGACGAUCAGAAAGAACGCAGAAUCGGAUCUAGCUGAGGUCACGGAGCACCCUAUUCUGAAAGUUAUUUUAAAUAAGACCGAUGACGAUACCAUGGUCGAAGGAUUCAAGGAUAGAGCUAAGGAAUUCGGAGAAUUUCUGCAAGACUUCGAUCUGCCAACAAGAGAGACGCUUCCAACUUCAGAACCCGACAAAGAGGAAGUUAAGGAAGAGAUCAUUUACCCGAAGAAGGUAGACAGUACGAUCGAUAGAAAGAAGUCUGUUUACAGAAGGAAAAGAUCGGGUCUCGUUGGUGCGCCGAGUACCAAGAACAUCGACGAUCCCUACAUACAGGAAAUCGUUCAAAAAGGGUUGCAGAAAUUCUCGGAAAAUUCCGAGGGUUCGAACGAACCUAUGAUAGUACAAAUCGUCGAAGCUUCUGAACAAGUAGUAUCUGGAACGUUAUACAAAGUCAAGGUCAAGUUAGGUACGAGCAAUUGUCCGAAGGGCACUAAAAACAAUUGUCAACUAAAGGAAGGAAGCGAGGUCAAGGAUUGUCUGAUCACCGCUUGGUCUCAGCCGUGGAUAGACCACGGAUCUCCUAAGAUCACCGUCAACUGCGACUUGAGCAACAAUCGACGCAAACGAUCGUUGAAGGGUAGUCAGUACAGUGAAAAGAUGUUGAGAAUGGCCGAAGAGAUCGAACACGAGGGCAUGUUCGAGGAUUUCAUUAAGAAAUUCAAUAAGACGUACGAUUCACCGAGAGAGACACAAAACCGUUUUAAAAUUUUUCGACAGAAUCUAAAGCUGAUCAAAGAUCUGCAAAUGUUCGAGCGUGGAACAGCCGAAUACGGUGUAACGAUGUUCGCAGACUUAACACCGAAAGAAUUCAAAGCUCGUCACUUGGGCUUUCGUCGCGAACUAAGAUUGGAGAACGACAUUCCUCUCGCGCAGGCCGCAAUACCGGACAUUCCUCUGCCACCUAAAUUCGAUUGGCGUGAUCACGGUGUAGUCACGCCUGUCAAAGAUCAAGGACAGUGUGGAUCGUGUUGGGCAUUUUCCGUGACUGGAAACGUGGAGGGACAAUACGCGAUCAAACAUGCAAAAUUGUUGUCGCUCUCCGAACAAGAGUUGCUCGACUGCGACACACUCGACGAAGGGUGCAACGGCGGAGAGAUGACAAACGCUUACAAAGCAAUAGAAGCGUUAGGUGGCCUCGAAACGGAAUCCGACUACCCGUACGACGAGAAAGAUGAAAAAUGUACCUUCAAACGGGACGAAGCCAAGGUUCAAGUCACCUCGUCCGUAAACAUUACGACGAACGAGACACAAAUUGCACAGUGGUUAGUUAAACACGGCCCGAUCUCGAUCGGAAUCAAUGCAAAUGCCAUGCAGUUCUACAUUGGCGGAGUCUCGCACCCUCCCCACUUCUUGUGCAGCCCCACGGACUUGGAUCACGGGGUGUUGAUCGUUGGAUACGGUAAAAGCAAAUAUCCUAUCUUCCACAAAGAAUUACCAUAUUGGAUAAUAAAGAACAGCUGGGGCGCCAGUUGGGGAGAGCAUGGCUAUUACAGAGUUUACAGAGGCGACGGUACCUGCGGAGUCAACAUGGAGGCUACAAGUGCUAUGGUCGCAUAGCAAAAAUGCCUUUUAUAACUAAUAUUUAACUUCUCCGCAAUAAAGUUAUAUUUUUUUUUACUAACUCAAAUACGAACGUUAUAGUCGCUUGUAUUCUAAACAACUUCGUAUAACAUGUUUCAGAGAGCAAAUAUAUCAUAGACACUCGAUUCGUUAAGUAAAAUUGCAAGCCUGCGAUAAAUAUUAUAAGGAUAUGAAGUUUCCACAAUUAUAAUUACUUAGAGUCAUAAUAACGUUUUCAUAAUAAAGAGAUAAACGUGUUUGUUA
This is a messenger RNA of Ceratina calcarata, 3257 nucleotides long. RefSeq lists its product as uncharacterized. The transcript is spliced from 3 exons. The record is from RefSeq and is a predicted model, not a curated record. Lineage: Eukaryota; Metazoa; Arthropoda; Insecta; Hymenoptera; Apidae. Gene Ontology annotation, molecular function: cysteine-type peptidase activity; cysteine-type endopeptidase inhibitor activity. The coding region runs from base 342 to 2990 and encodes 882 amino acids. Gene Ontology annotation, biological process: proteolysis.